UUGAUGCACACAUGUCUCAAGCACUAUAGACCAUAACAGCUGAUAAGAGAAAGAGCAGAUUUUAAGAGAAGAAUGAACCCAAUUUUUGGAGUCUAUCAACAGAAUAAUGGAUUUUAUUUGAUAAAAUUCUGUUUCAUGUGGAGCUUACUAUAUUUGAGAAAGUUUAAGGAAUCGGUGACACGUAUUUUCGGGAAUAAAAGUGAUGGAAGUAAAUAUGAAGAUUUGGAUAAGCCUCAACCAUUAUCUACUAAUCAACAUGCCGUAGAUGCUGUAUAUUUCAAUGGAGCAAACUCAAAACACUCCUGGCUUGUAUGUGGAACUGCUAGGAGAAAAAAUCAUCUUGUCAAUGGAUUUUUGUAUUUGAAAGUUACCGACUACAAUAACAAGCUUUUGGUUUCGCCUAGGCUGCCUGAUACUUGCAUGAUUCAAACCGAUGCUGAACUCGGGGUAUUUGAGGCCGAAGGCUUAAAAUUAACACCUCUAAAACCUAUGAUAUCAUGGAAAAUAGAGUAUACUGGAAAAAUGAGAUACGAGAAUGAUUAUUCACAAGAUAUUGACGUGAAGCUUGAUGCAACGUGGACAUCUGAUCUACCAUAUUUUAAUUUUGCUUCAGAUAUGGAUCCUCGUUCUGUAGCACGUGCCAUGGCUAAGGAGCGAUGGUCGAGGCAACACUUCAAAAAUUUGAAAAAAUACCAUCAAACACACUAUGAGCAGUUUGGAACCUUAAACGGAACAGUACAAAUCAAUGGAAUCCACUAUCCUCUAAAAUUAGAUUGUAUGAGAGAUCAUAGCUUUGGGGAGCGAAGGGAUUGGAGAAAUUUUCAUCGUUACGUUAUGCACUUUAUUCAUCUUGAAAACGGGGAUAGAAUAACAGUAGGUGUUAUCAGUAUGCCGGUCACCUUUUCUAGGCUAGAAGCAGGUUUUAUCAGUUUAUCCAACGAAAAAUGCAACUAUCCUAUCAUCAGUGUAAAUUUAGAUCUGUAUCAACAUGGAGAGCAAGGUAUCCCUCCCGUAGAUUAUGCUUUUCAAUUCAAUACAGGUCAGGAUUUGUACACAGUAAUGGUACAAGCGGUUGCAAAUCCCGAAUUUUACAUCGGAAAAGAAAGCGAAUGUCGUAUUGUUGAGCAAUUAUGUAGCUUCAAGGUAAACAAUUUGAAAGGAUGGGGAGCAGCAGAAUGGCAAUACAGGAAUUCGAAUGGUCCCCUUGUGAAUAAAACCGAAACUGUUUUAAAAUAGAACAUCCACUUUCAUUUUUCAACUUGAUCAAUUUUUCUGUUAAUAAAUCAAUAUCUUUCGCAUUUUAGA
Messenger RNA from Malaya genurostris, 1305 nucleotides. RefSeq lists its product as uncharacterized. The coding region runs from base 73 to 1236 and encodes 387 amino acids. NCBI's taxonomy places the organism in Eukaryota, Metazoa, Arthropoda, Insecta, Diptera, Culicidae. The record is from RefSeq and is a predicted model, not a curated record. The transcript has 7 exons.